UCGUGGCAACAAUGUUUAAUGAUCUGAUAAAAAAAAAAAUUGGACAUUCUCAGUCUGCCCCUGCAGAUAUAAAGGAAAGAUAUGAGUUUGUACCAUUUUCCAAUUAGCUAGGAGUUUCAGAAGUGAACGAAGAUGUUGCGGCUUGCUAUUCAUCGAGUGAGGAAGUUGAACAAUUUGAGACCCCAGAUCUUCGCUUUGGGAAGUUACCAAUUCUCUACGGCUGCUGAGACCAGGAAGCUUAAUCCGCCGAGGGUUCCAAAUCUUAUUGGGGGCAGUUUUGUUGACUCAAAAUCAUCUACAUUCAUCGAUGUGAUAAACCCUGCAACACAAGAAGUUGUGUCACAACUUCCUUUGACAACAGAUGAAGAGUUUAAAGCUGCGGUAUCUGAAGCUAAAAAAGCUUUUCCAUCAUGGCGUAAUACUCCCAUCACAACUCGCCAACGUGUUAUGCUGAAACUCCAGGAGCUUAUACGCAGAGAUAUGGAUAAACUCGCUCUGAAUAUUACCACUGAACAAGGAAAGACAUUGAAGGAUGCACAAGGAGAUGUAUUCCGUGGCUUAGAGGUGGUGGAACAUGCUUGUGGGAUGGCAACUUUACAAAUGGGGGAGUAUGUUUCUAAUGUAUCACAUGGAAUUGAUACUUACAGCAUAAGAGAACCACUUGGUGUUUGUGCUGGGAUAUGCCCUUUCAACUUUCCUGCAAUGAUUCCCUUGUGGAUGUUCCCAGUGGCAGUUACUUGUGGGAAUACCUUUAUUCUAAAGCCGUCAGAAAAAGAUCCAGGGGCUGCUGUAAUGCUUGCAGAAUUAGCAUUGGAGGCCGGUCUUCCUGAGGGUGUCUUAAAUGUUGUUCAUGGAACUCAUGAUAUUGUAAAUGCUAUUUGUGAUGAUAAUGACAUUAAAGCUGUAUCUUUCGUUGGUUCAAAUGUUGCUGGAAUGCAUAUAUAUUCAAGAGCAUCUGCUAAAGGAAAACGUGUUCAAUCUAAUAUGGGAGCCAAAAAUCAUGCAAUUGUCAUGUCUGAUGCAAACGUUGAUGCUACUGUGAACGCUUUAGUUGCUGCUGGUUUUGGUGCUGCAGGACAAAGGUGCAUGGCUCUCAGCACAGUUGUUUUUGUUGGAGGAUCAAAACCAUGGGAAUCUAUAUUAGCAGAGCGUGCCAGUGCACUUAAAACAAGUGUUGGAACUGAUCCAAAUGCAGACCUUGGUCCAGUCAUCAGCAAACAGGCAAAGGAGCGCAUACACAAAUUAAUUCAAUCUGGUGUUGAAAGUGGGGCCAGACUGUUGCUUGAUGGAAGAAAUAUAGUGGUUCCAGGCUAUGAAUCUGGCAAUUUUAUUGGCCCAACCAUCUUAUCAGAUGUCAGUGCAAACAUGGAAUGCUACAAGGAGGAAAUUUUUGGCCCAGUUCUUCUUUCAUGGAGGUGUGCUGACAGUUUGGAAGAGGCCAUAAACAUUGUUAACAGAAACAAGUAUGGAAAUGGUGCUUCUAUAUUUACUACAUCUGGUGUUGCAGCAAGGAAGUUUCAGACUGAGAUUGAAGCUGGACAGGUGGGCAUCAAUGUUCCCAUUCCAGUUCCAUUGCCCUUUUUCUCAUUUACUGGCAACAAGGCAUCAUUUGCAGGAGAUCUCAAUUUCUAUGGGAAGGCUGGGGUUAACUUCUAUACUCAGAUUAAAACAGUGACUCAGCAAUGGAAGGAUUCUGCUGGUGGUAGCAGAAUUAACUUGGCAAUGCCAACCUCUCAAAAAUCUUCUUGAAACAUUGUAUAGUAGUAAAUUUGGAUCCCUGAAGUAUUUAUUACUUCAAUGAGUGAAAUAGAAGGAGAUAAAAUAGAAAAGAGGGUGAAAUCUACUUCCCCCCCCCUUCCUUCUCUCUCUACUUCAAGAAGGUGAAGCUUUUCAGAAGAUCCAAAUUUAUGAUGGAAGUUCUGCAUUGUGUUUUUCUUUUUUAAAAUUUCCUCUGUACCUAGGCUUGCUUUUUCCAAUGAAUAAAGAGACUCUUCCUGUUA
Molecule: messenger RNA, 2000 nt
Organism: Prosopis cineraria
Lineage: Eukaryota; Viridiplantae; Streptophyta; Magnoliopsida; Fabales; Fabaceae
Product: methylmalonate-semialdehyde dehydrogenase [acylating], mitochondrial
Exons: 19
Coding region: 133-1749 (538 amino acids)
Biological process (GO): L-valine catabolic process; thymine catabolic process
Cellular component (GO): mitochondrion
Molecular function (GO): methylmalonate-semialdehyde dehydrogenase (acylating, NAD+) activity; malonate-semialdehyde dehydrogenase (acetylating, [NAD(P)+]) activity
Source: RefSeq, a predicted model, not a curated record